This is a messenger RNA of Mesoplodon densirostris (Blainville's beaked whale), 1374 nucleotides long. RefSeq names its product neuropeptide Y receptor Y5 (gene NPY5R). Gene Ontology annotation, molecular function: neuropeptide Y receptor activity; neuropeptide binding. The transcript has a single exon. The record is from RefSeq and is a predicted model, not a curated record. Gene Ontology annotation, biological process: G protein-coupled receptor signaling pathway. NCBI's taxonomy places the organism in Eukaryota, Metazoa, Chordata, Mammalia, Artiodactyla, Ziphiidae. Gene Ontology annotation, cellular component: neuron projection; plasma membrane. The coding region runs from base 1 to 1374 and encodes 457 amino acids.
AUGUCUUUUUUUUAUUCCAAGCAGGAAAAUAAUAUGGAUUCAGAGCUCAAGGAUUAUUAUAACAAGACACUUGCUGCAGAGAACAAUACUGCUGCCACUCGGAAUUCUGAUUUCCCAGUCUGGGAUGACUAUAAAAGCAGUGUCGAUGACUUGCAGUAUUUUCUGAUUGGGCUCUAUACAUUUGUAAGUCUUCUUGGUUUUAUGGGGAAUCUACUUAUUUUAAUGGCUCUCAUGAGGAAGCGAAAUCAGAAGACAACAGUCAACUUCCUCAUUGGCAAUCUGGCCUUCUCCGAUAUCUUGGUUGUGCUGUUUUGCUCACCUUUCACACUGACCUCUGUCUUGCUGGAUCAGUGGAUGUUUGGCAGAGUCAUGUGUCAUAUUAUGCCUUUCCUUCAAUGUGUGACGGUUCUUGUUUCCACUUUAAUUUUAAUAUCAAUCGCCAUCGUCAGGUAUCAUAUGAUAAAACAUCCUGUAUCUAAUCAUUUAACAGCAAACCAUGGCUAUUUCCUGAUCGCUACUGUCUGGACACUAGGCUUUGCAAUGUGUUCUCCCCUCCCAGUGUUUCACAGCCUUGUGGAACUUCAGGAGACGUUUGGUUCAGCGUUGCUCAGCAGCAGGUAUUUAUGUGUCGAGUCAUGGCCAUCCGAUGCAUACCGAAUUGCUUUCACUAUCUCUUUAUUGCUCGUUCAGUAUAUUCUGCCCUUAGUUUGUCUAACUGUAAGUCAUACCAGUGUCUGCAGGAGUAUAAGCUGUGGAUUGUCCAACCAAGAAAACCAAUUAGAAGAAAAUGAGAUGAUCAACUUAACUCUCCAUCCUUCCAAAAAGAGUGGGCCUCAGGUGAGGAUCUCCAGCAGCCGGAAAUGGAGCUAUUCAUUCAUCAGAAAGCACAGAAGGAGGUACAGCAAGAAGACGGCAUGCGUGCUGCCUGCUCCGGUGAGACCUCCUCCAGAGAACCGCUCAAGAAGGCUUCCAGAACACUCGGGCUCUGGGAAAAGUCAGCCCCCUUCAUCCCGUAAGUUUAUACCAGGGGUCCCCACUUGCUUUGAGGUGAAACCGGAAGAAAACUCAGAUGUUCAUGAGAUGAGAGUAAACUGUUCUAUCAUGAGAUUAAAAAAAAGAUCUCGAAGUGUGUUCUACAGACUGACCAUCUUGAUACUAGUGUUUGCAGUGAGCUGGAUGCCUCUGCACCUUUUCCAUGUGGUGACCGAUUUUAACGAUAGCCUGAUUUCAAACAGGCAUUUCAAGUUAGUGUAUUGCAUCUGUCACUUGCUAGGCAUGAUGUCCUGCUGUCUUAAUCCAAUUCUAUAUGGAUUUCUUAAUAAUGGGAUCAAAGCCGACUUAAGGUCCCUUAUACGCUGUCUUCAUAUGUCAUAA